Molecule: messenger RNA, 4909 nt
Organism: Callorhinchus milii (elephant shark)
Lineage: Eukaryota; Metazoa; Chordata; Chondrichthyes; Chimaeriformes; Callorhinchidae
Gene: ppp1r15b
Exons: 3
Coding region: 1-1914 (637 amino acids)
Biological process (GO): response to endoplasmic reticulum stress
Cellular component (GO): endoplasmic reticulum; protein phosphatase type 1 complex
Molecular function (GO): protein phosphatase regulator activity
Source: RefSeq, a predicted model, not a curated record
AUGGCGUCCCCCAAAGCCUCGUCGCCACCAUCCCCCGCGUCGCUUCACAGCGCCCGUCGGCGCGGAGCUGUUUUGGCGCCGAAUAAUCGAAGGAGCCAUCAAAAUGGCGGCGGCUGCGGCGGCGCCGUCGUCGUCGAGACGACGAUAUAUUUUUCUCUCUCGAAAAUGAACCGGGACCUCGGGGUUCACCUCGGGCCCGAGCCCCGGGCGGGGCCCUCGGCCGGUCGGCUUGAACCCGACCGGAGCCCGUGGAUGCUCAGGCUCCUCUCGGCCUUCUUCCCCAGGCCGAGCCUCGCGCUCUCCCACACGGGACCCGGACCCGAGCCCCGGGCGCCGGACGAGACCGGGACGAAGGCGGGCGAGGCCGCCCAAGCCGAAGCCCAAGCGAGCACGGGCGUGUUCUCGGGCGGCCUGGUGUCCUCCGUCCUCCACUGGCUCAAGCCCCCCGAGCAGGGGCUGGUCCCCGGCCCCGCAGCGGCCGAGCUCUCCCUUUACCGCGACGCCGCCCCGGAGGAAGCCCCGCGGCCUUUGCUUCACUCGGCCGAAAGCCCCGGGGUCGGGUCCUCGCCGCCUCCCGUCUUUCCCGCCCCGGGCGUUCUGCAGACGCUUUGGGACAAACUUGCCGGCGGUGCCCCGGAGCCGCCGUUCCGUUCGGGCUCGUGGCGCAGCGCCGCCGUCAGCCCCCCCGGGCCGUGCGGUCGCCCCGGGGGGGGGAUGGCGCCGCACGAACCCCCCCGGGACUUCGCCGGUACGAAAAUGAAAGCCGAUCUGACGUUGCGUUUGGGUCGGGGCAACGGGGAUUGCACCGACCCUGUGCACCGGGUGUGGUUCCCGGAAAGGUCUGGGCUUCACGUCCAGACAAAGGCAGACACACGGGGGUCAGAACUGUUGCUCCCAGAUGUCGGGAUAAAGGAGAAGUCUGCGGAACUUUUCCAUCACGUUAGGGACCUGUGCGUUGUCACUCCGGAGCAGGACUACGGCUACUCCAGUUUGGAAGAGGAGCAUAAUUAUGCCCAACAUAGGGGCGUCUAUUCGUGUCGCAGCGGUGAGACGGAGGCCGCAUCGGAAGACAACUGCUCCAAAAGUGCAGGUGAUUCGGAGACCUGUGAAGUUGUAGUUGCAGACCAUGAAUUUGUAUUGCAGGGAUCGGUUGACUUAACCAUGACCUCAGAUAGUUUUGAGGCCUCUGAUGGCAAAUUAUCCAUAGGGUACGAUGAAUGGGACAGUGAUAGUGAAUCCGAGGACGCUGCAAACGAAGAAGCAAACAGUCCUUCCAUCCCUAGACCAAGAUGUUCCAAUAAAACCAUAGCCUACAUUUUAGGAGGUAACUCCAGUGAUGAGGAGAGUGAAGACGAGGAGGACAAAGCUAGUGAUUGGGAUGACGAUGGCUUUGACAGUGAAACCAGUUCCGAUUUCUCGGAUAGCGAUUGUUCCAGUGAUGAAACAGAAAAGCUGUGGAAUUCUUUUUCCAGCAGUUGGGAUCCAUAUAACCCUUUAAAUUUCCAAGCCUGUAUUAAAACAACAAAAAGGCAGAAGAAAACUUUGCCUGAAAAUCCUGAAUUGCAUCAAGAGACUACAUCAGGGUCAACAUGUCCUCAGCAGUCUCUGUCUUCCCUUGUGGACAGUGAUACAGCAAUGGACAGUGGGUUUUCUGAGGCAGUUCAAAAUCAGCUGCGAGAAGUAGUGACUCAAUUGAUCUCGGGCAGAAAAGGUUACAAAAAGGUUGCCUUUGAUGAACACGUCAUUGAGUACUAUGUGAGCAGUGAGGAGAUACGUAAAGGCCCCUGGGAAGAAUAUGCUCGGGAUCGCUGCAGGUUCCAGAGACGGAUCAGAGAGACAGAAGAAUCUAUUGGCUAUUGUUUUACCUUCGAGCAUCGACAGAGUGUAUUGGAAAGGUUACUAAUGGACAGCUGAUGACCUCCUGGUGUGGACGGACUAUUAUUACAUGGAAUAAAUAACUCAUUUAUUAAUCAUAUAGUCUGUUUAACAAAUCAACCCUAAAAUGCAUACUUACUUUAAUCAUUAGAAUAAGGGGCAAGGAGAAAACAGCUUUCAUGUAUUGAUCAUCAAGAGUAAUUUCUUGAGACGAUGUCUGCACUUUAAUAUUCAAAGCUUGAUGGUACAAGCUCUUGUAGGUGGCUGUGUUCGAUUUUUGGUCGGGGGAACUUCCACGCUGGGGUCUUAAAUUUGAGCUCUGUGCUUAUCCUUUACAUUUUAUCAAGGGAUUUGAGGUGCGUGUGUUUUGCUCAGCGUUUGUCAUCGUUAAUGUGUUGAGUGAUUAUUUGAAAGCCUGGUUUUGUUCGGUGUUCACAAAGUGAGCGCCAGCUGCUUUUUGCAUUAAACAGCAGCACAGAGUAAAUUAUUACCACGUGGUGUGGCACACCUGGAGUUGUAUUUGUCAUCUGCUGAAGUUGUACGUCUGUUGUGUCAGCAUCUUGAAUCGUCUGGAGUGUGUUGUUGCACUCAUUGGGGCAGCAUUUGCAAUGAAAUUUCACUCAACCAAGCUGGUGGAAGAACUUCUCGUGCUUUAACGUUCUUAUUCUUUCAGGGUAGACGGCUUGAAACCUAGCCCCUUGUGAGUACAGGGUUACAACUUUGAAGCUAGUUUGUGUGAAAAGGAAGAAAAACAUCAGUAAUGCGGUGGAGGGUGAUCUUCUGUGGUUAGGACAUUCUGUCGUUCCCUUUAUCAGUCACCAGCACUUAAUGAAUUAUUACUUAGAAAAUAAUACUCGUUUGACUUGGGAUUUUCUUCAGUGCGACAAGGAGGGUGGGGAAGCUUUUAUUGAUGCCGAACAGCUUGUUUUACAGGAAUGAAAAGGGGCUGGUGUGGGGGGGGGGGGUUGAAUUAUGACAGAGUAGCGGAAAGCAAACUGAGGACAGAGUAGCCAUAUGUGUCUACAUUUAGAUAAAUGUGCCUUUAGUUUUUACUAAACUCCCAAGAUCGGGUACAUGUGGAUCAUUCAAAUUGGGUACAAAAUCCUCAGUCUUCUUUACCACACCUACAAUAGAGAGAGGUUUCUGCUUUAAACAUACACUCAGCUUCAUUUUUUUUAAAAUCUGUUUUCAGUGUUGGAUUUUAGUGUAGGUGGAAGCUGUUGACCGACUCCAAACUAUUCCUCCGAUAUUGUGCACAUCAUCACUAAUUUUCACGGAUUCCAAAUUAUUGUCGAUUCACUUUACAGUAUAUUCUGUGAAGUGCUUUGAAGACGUGAUAAGGCGCUAUAUCAAAUGCAAGGGUUAUUAUUGCCACAGCAGACGAUUGUUUUGAAAUUCAUUUAAUAGCGUUCUUGGCCAUUUACAUGUUUUAAAAUAUAUUUUUACAGCUUGCUUUAACUCACUAAGAAAAAAAGUUUUGUGUGUUUCACAUAGUUUACAUAAACGUGUCACAACUGGAAUCCAAACCCCUUUUUGUUUUUCAAGUUCAAGAUCUGUUUGUUUCCUUUAUUCUAAACUCAAUCCACAAAACUUGGUGAGAGACACUGCUGUGUACAAUUGGCUGCCCUGUUUUUGCCCACAAAAUAUACAGUCAAUGCACUGUGCGGUAUAUUCUGUGAAGCGCUUUGAGAUGUCUUGGGGACGUGAUGAGACUAUAUCAAAUGCAAGGUUAUUAUUUGCUGAAUUUGUUCUACAGUAUUUUGCAAGUUUGAUUCAUUUCAAAAUGUUUGUGUAAUGAAACACAUUUGUCGUGCUGGAAGUGUUUUAAAUAAUAUAUUAAUAGAUAUUUUCUGAUCGGUUCAUUGGCACUAGGAAUUCUACCACUUGUUUGGCAAUGGGGUUUGAAUUGUUGGUCAAUCUGGGACGAGGAUUUCUGUUUUGAAGGGAUUAGCAUUUGGAGAGGAGCGAACAGGGUAAAAUAGGGGCAUGACCUGCUGUGAAUAAUCAAGAGAUAAUCUCAUAGAAUCUUACAGCGCAAAAGGAGGCCAUUCGGCCCCUCAUACUUGUAUGGCUCUUUGAAAGAGCAAGCAACUUGUCCCACUACCCCGCUCUGCAAAUUUUUCCUUUUUAAGUAAAGUACCUUUCCAAUUCCCUUUGAAAGCUAUUAUCAAAUCUGCUCCCACCAUCCUUUCGAGCAGUGCAUUCCAGACCAUAACAACUUGAAGACAGAACCAAUUGGCUUCAAAAGCAAAUCCUGUCUGCAUGGACCUUGGAGCCAGUUUAUUCAUUCCAUGAAGUGAAGUGUUCUAAGGCUGCCAAGCACAUAUCACAUAGAGCAGGGGAAGAACGAGCAUUGCCUAUAUUAAUGCAAAAACACUAUAUUUAUGCAGAACAUUGUUUGACUCCAGCUACAGGAGUAAAUAGCACUUGCCUCUCAGGUGUCUUAGUCACAGGCCCUUCAGAAGUAGUGGUGAAGCAUUGGACUCCGAAUAAAAAGAUGAGUUUGAAACCUAGCUUUGAUCCUUUAUCACAGUGGUGGACAACCCAUGGCCCAGGGCGACUGAGCUGUAAAUGUAAGCAGUUUCAGGAUAAAAUUACAAAUCAUGUUUGCUUUGCGCAACAUUGCAAACAUUUCCAUUCCUCCCCCUUGUCUUGUCUCCUUCAUAUAGUGCAAUAUCUAUUGUGUUUAUUUGUUUGUGUAUGCGAUCAUUAAGAUUGGCCCAUUUGCAGUGAACAGACUUAAGUUUAUCCCUUUACGUUCCAGUUGCAGCUAUUUAUUAAACCUAUAAUCCUUGUAUGUAAUUUUAUGAGGCAGAUUUGUACUUAUUUUUACUGAUUGUUCAUUUACAGCACAUUUUACCAGUUUCCAAAUUAGGAUGGAAGUGAGGACUGUAAAUAAGUAAUGUGUAUUUAGUUUUUCCCCUUCAAUGAAACAACUUAAUAUGUAAAUCUUUAAGCGAUCAGGUUUUCAAGCUCCUAAAUAACCCCACAAUUGUUGUGAGAUCACAAAUAAAAUAUCAGCAUCUUGAGCACG